GAGCGGCAGGAAGGAGGCGGCGCGCGGAGGCGGGAGGCGCAGAACCCAAUCGCUGAUCCCCCGGCCGCGGCGCCGCCUCCGCCAUUGCUGCACGCGGGAGCGGGCGACGCGGAGCCUCGGAGCGCGCUUAGAGCCCAUACUUGCCGGAGCCGGGCGUGGGGCCGCAGCCUCGAGUCUUUUGCAACAAUGGUGAAGUUGGGGAACAAUUUCGCAGAGAAGGGCACAAAGCAGCCACUGCUGGAGGAUGGCUUCGAUACCAUUCCCCUGAUGACGCCCCUCGAUGUCAACCAGCUGCAGUUCCCACCCCCGGAUAAGGUUGUUGUGAAAACCAAGACUGAGUAUGAACCUGACCGCAAGAAAGGGAAAGCACGUCCUCCCAAGAUAGCUGAGUUCACUGUCAGCAUCACCGAGGGUGUCACCGAGAGGUUUAAGGUCUCUGUGCUGGUUCUCUUUGCCUUGGCCUUCCUCACUUGUGUCGUCUUCCUGGUUGUCUACAAAGUGUACAAGUAUGACCGCUCCUGCCCUGAUGGGUUUGUCUUGAAGAACACCCAGUGCAUUCCAGAAGGCUUGGAGAGCUACUACACGGAGCAAGACUCCAGUGCUCGGGAGAAAUUUUACACUGUCAUAAACCACUACAACCUGGCCAAGCAGAGCAUCACGCGGUCCGUGUCACCGUGGAUGUCAGUUCUGUCAGAAGAGAAGCUGUCGGAACAGGAGACCGAAGCUGCAGAGAAGUCAGCUUAGCGAGCUGGGCGGGUUCCUUACAAUGUGUCACUUGAAGGCAACAAAGGGACUUUGAGGGACAUUUCAUUAAAUAUAAUUACUGAUAAUUUAGAGGUUACUCAUUUACGGUGCAAUUGCUUCUGUUUGCUAAUGCUGCUUUGCAAAUAAAACUUGCUGCGGACCACCCACAGGCAUAAAAACAAGCGCAUCUCAGCAUUGCUUAGAGAGCUUGACGCCACUGUUCAUGGUGAGGAGUCUUCAUUUAGCUCCUUCACUGGGAUUCACUGGAUGCUGUUAAAAGACAAUGUACACUGGAUAUGCCAGGGGUCUGGCCAUCAGAGCAGUGCAAUUGGUGGUUUUCUUUUUUCUUGUAUGCCCUUUUGCUAUCUGCAGACCUUACUCCAUAGCCAUAUCUAGAGCGAUCCCAUGCUUUGCUGGCAGCAUUGCUAACUGCCAAGAUGCACUGCUAAGUGGCACAGAGAAGGGAACGUGUGUGCCACGAUGCAGCCCUGCCAGCCCCUGCCUGGCAAUUCUGGGAUGUCCUCUUUGGUGUAUGCACUGAGCAGAGCACAAGGAUGGGGUGGGGAGGAGCUGGUGCUGGGCCAGGGGGUGCAGAGCCUGUUUCCUGUGGGUGGGCUGUCUGCUGGUGAUGUGCUAGAUAGAAAGAAACCCCACCGGCCCUUUUCUUUCCUGUUAUGAACAUGUUUGCACGUACAGCCCUGUAUGCAGGUGCGUUUUGGUUUUUCGUUUUAUUAGCUGGGUGGGCAAAGUGAAAAUGUAGUUUUGGGUAAGCCAGGGCUUUUAAUCUGUAAAGAGAUGUGACUCCUGUGCUGUGAGAAGGGGCAGGACGGCUGGUGGGGGGCUGAUGUGGCACCUUGCAGAGACAAUAUCCGAGUCUACAAUCUUUGUAAGAAAAGUAUGUUUGUUUCAAUCUGAAUCUUGACAUUAAAGUAUAUGUUUACAAAAUCACCAGUAGGUAAACUAAAUGUGUAAGACAAUUAAAUAGAAAAAGCUAUUCAUGGUUGUUUUCUUCCAUGUUCUCAGAAUGUGUUGUUUCCGGUGGGCAUGUUGGAAGUUCUAGUGUUCUUUAGUAGGUCAAAAUAAAUGGCAAGUAGUGGGGGAUUCUUUGUCAACAAGCAUGGGACCAUCAUCAGCUCCACUGUUGUUUUCUGAGGUGUGCUACUGAGACAAAAUAGUUUAUUGUUGGAGUGUUCUGAAACAAAGACCAUGAGCUCAGCACGAGUGGGGGCGGGAGUGUCACGCAGUCAUGUGUUUGAAGGGCGUUGGGAAGCUGUGAGGAAUGCCUAAAGAGCAAUAAACAUGUGCCAAAGCUUGCCCUGCGUAGGGAUCUGACUCACGACCACGUGAGAGCAGGAGACAAGCCCCAUUGUUUUCUAGUAUAGCACUUUACCCACUGGGAAUCCUCCCGAUGUAACUUCUCAUGUUCACUCUGCAAAUAAAGAGCUCAUGGGUACCUGA
This is a messenger RNA of Mesocricetus auratus (golden hamster), 2202 nucleotides long. It is a transcript of the gene Nsg1, whose product is annotated as neuronal vesicle trafficking associated 1. Gene Ontology annotation, cellular component: membrane; endosome. The transcript has 5 exons. The coding region runs from base 187 to 744 and encodes 185 amino acids. Gene Ontology annotation, biological process: endosomal transport; G protein-coupled dopamine receptor signaling pathway; clathrin coat assembly. NCBI's taxonomy places the organism in Eukaryota, Metazoa, Chordata, Mammalia, Rodentia, Cricetidae. Gene Ontology annotation, molecular function: clathrin light chain binding. The record is from RefSeq and is a predicted model, not a curated record.